UUGCAGAGCAUUAAAUCACUUGUGUUUAUGUUCAGUCAGUGCUAGAGUGAAUGGAAUUGAAAAUGCAUUAAGUUUCACUGUGUUCUGCUCUUUGAGUGUUGAUUGUUUACAACUAUUCCACUAUGCAGUGUCAUAACUUGUAAUUUGGCAAAUUCGCUACAAAUACAGUUAGAUGAAUAUUUGUAGCAGUGUUACAUGAUUAAAAGUGCUAUAAAUCACAGUAGCAAUUUUAGAGUCAGAGUCAGAGUCGGCCGGUACGUUGAUUGGUUUGGUUCGUUGCGUUUUCGGAAUGGUUUGAUUAUUGGAUUGAAUUGACUUGGAUGGGAUUGACUUCAAUCGAAUUGGCAGUUGAUCAAAUCGGAUCUGAUCGCAGUGGACUGCACAUUCUAAAAUAUACAUACAUACAUAUGUGUUCAGAUACAAAAACAUACAAACAUACAGUUAAAAAGUGCGUGCGCCAUCGUGUGUUGGCGAAGUGUUUGCAGCCGAAAAGAUAUUGUCAAUUUGUGUUUGUAGCAAAGUGUAAAGUGCAUAAAUAACGUGAAAGGCAGCAAAAGAAGAUUUGUGCGUGCCGUUGUGUGUGUAUGUAUGCAAAUAUAUUUGGUGUAAAUCAAAUCACCUGAAGUGUAAUUGAACAUUUUCGACGGCUUAUCAAACAUACAACGCACACACACACACAAGUAAAGAAACAUAUUUACGCAACGCGCACGCAUACAUACAAACACACAAGCGGACAAAGGUGGAGGCACACACGCGCCCAUCCACCCACCAGCCAGUUUGUUAAACGAAGAUUUGUGACGUCGUCGGCUGCGCUGUCGUGAUUCGUGUAUGUGGCGCUGCGGAUAGCGCUCGCACAUGCACACGCACAUACUCAGCCGCGCUCACGCAAGCAGCUCAUAUACACACACACACACAGCCGCAUAAGUGCUAAUGCUCACUGAAAUUUCUUGGCAUUUCUGCGAGAGCGAAAUCACUUGCGCGUACAUACAUAUUUAAUUUGCGAAUUCUCCCAGCCUCUUAGAGCCAGUGAGUGAGUCGUCGACUCUUUGUGCAAUUCGAAGAAGCGUCAAGUAGACACGAAGAAGUGUGGCCGCAAGCAGCAGCCACAAGGGAGCAUCGUUCGUAUUUGCCCACUCACAGUGUGGUGAUAGAUUUACAACUGUGCAACAGAGCAACAGUUUUGGCGAAGUUGCGUCUCCAGUUGCAGCUGCCAACGUCGUUCGUUCUCCGCGUUCUCGUUACUGUGUUGCUGUGACUUUGCGACACUUUGUUUGUGCGUGUGUUUUUGUUGUUUGUUGUCAUCUCGUAGGCCAUACGUAGCCGGUGGGGCGCGCAACGUGUAAACUGGCGCAAAUGCCGCUGCGGUCGUCACCGCUGCCAGCUGCAAAAUGGAAACGAACAAUGUGCAACUUUGCCGCAUCUGCAUCUCAACGAAUGUGGGCUGCACGCAAAUGAUUUCGAUAUUUGGCGAAGAUUCGCUGUGGCAGAAAAUCACCAUAUUGGCCGAUGUUAAGAUCGAAAAAGGCGACACCCUACCGCAACAGGUGUGUGUGACAUGUGCCAAAAAUGCUAUAUCCGCAUGUCUCUUCAAGAAGAAGUGCGAAGAUGCUGACAAUUUCUUUCGCCAGCAAUUACUCAUACAAAAGUUCGAGAGUCGCACGUCGGCUGGGAGCAAUGCGACGCCCGCGCAACCGGAAGUCGAUUCCACCGAUCAAGUGCCCGAAGUGGCCGCUAUGGAAAGCUACGGCGGCAGCGACGGCGAAGGACCACACGAUCAAACGCAUAUCAGCGCCAGUGGACACUCGAAUGGCGUAAUGAUCGAAGAGGACGAUGGUGAAAUAAAGUUUCCGUACGGCAAACAACCGUUCGACUUUCAUUCCAUACGACUAAUGCACGAGUACAUGCAACAGCAAUUGAGUAAGAUUAACGGUUCACAUAAGAGCACCGGAGCUGGCAAUAGUGGCGCGAACUCUGAUGCCGGUGCUGACGAUGAUGAAGAGGAUCCACUACCGCUUAUGCCCGAAGUGGAGCUACUAACACCAAACGAUGAAGUGGCGGUGGUCGGUGGCGCUAAUAACAACAACAUACCUGCUUACGGUGGCGUCGAACAGCCUGCACUGCGCGGUUAUCAGUGUCCGGACUGUUUUCAAAUAUUCGAAAUGAAGCAGAUACUCAAAGCGCACAUGCAGAGCGUACACGGCACACAGGGUCCCGUUUAUGAGUGCACGAAUUGCAAGAAGACAUAUUUCUACAAGCGUUUCCUCGAGAAGCAUGUGCGGCGCGGACGUUGCGUCAAGAAGCGACGCAAUCAAACGCGUCCAAUGCAGUGCUCCGAUUGUCAUGUGCUAUUCCCCACCGGACACCAUUUGGGCUGGCAUAAACGCACAGGUUGUCCGUCGCGAGCCGCCAAAAUGCCAUUACAACAACUGCUGAAGCAGAACAUCGUGGAGUACAACAACUUUCCGAAGCGUGUUGGCAUACGUAAGCCCGAGAAUGCGCUUUAUCUGCAUAAUAGGAAACUUCAUAUUGCCAAUAAUAAGCGCAAAGGACGUACUCGUAUCAAAUUGGAUUCGAAGAAAAUUGCUCUGGCAAAACAGCUUAUCCUCCGGGAAGCCACCACUACCGUUAUAGCCAAUGAGUUGAAUAUUUCGCGCACCUUUGCUUGGCGUCUUCGCAAGAGUCUUGUGAAUGGGGUGAGCCUGCAUGAGCGUGUCAUCGACAACAAUGGCGAGGAGUGCGACGAAACGGCAGCUCAGCCGAUGGUAGCCGACAGCACUGAGCAGCUACCGCGGUUAUAUCCCUUAGCACAACCGUUAGAUCAGUUUGCGCAAAUGCAACGUAUGGUGAAGCAGGAAAAGUCAGAGAGUGAUGAUGAGUCCGAGGAUGGUGAAGGUGGAGAAGUGGAUUCUAGACGUGAAAAUGAAGCAGCUAAAGCCGAGCAGGAAGAAAAUAACGAAGCACAUGCUAGAACGUUGGAAGCUCCGCGCGAACAGUUGCACCACGAGCAGUAUGCAGCAGCAGCAGCGGAGAAACAACAGCUGCAGGCUGAAGAGUCAGCGUUAACGGCAAAGCUGAUGGAACAACAGUUAUUACAAUUGCAACAACAACAGCAAUUGCAAAAUGUUAAUGCGAAUAAAGCAGAGGGCGAUGACGAUAAUGACGACGAUUCUGACAGUGAUUCCGACGAUUCGGAUGACGAUGACGAUGACGACGACGAUGACGAUGAUGAUGAUGACGAAGAAGAUGAAGAUAACAAAAAUGGUGACGACGGUGAUGAUAAUGACGAUGAAGAGACUGAUAAUUCUGUAGAAAAAAGUGAUGAUGCUAAGAAGUCGGAACAAGAUCAAGCACAAAAAUUACAAAUACAACAACGGGAACUAGAACAAAACUAUCAGCUGCAGCAGCACAUUCAACACCCACAAAAUGUAAUACAAACAAAUGCAGCACUUUCACAAUCGCUAAUGGAGGGCGCUGUUGCACCGGGGCUUAUAACACCGAAGGACUUGAAUGGACUGCGUCAACAGCUGUCGAAUCACAGUAAGGAGAGUGUAGCUCAGUCAGUUAUCACUCAAUUUCCGUCCGCAGCCGCCACCACUCUUCACCAACUCCCAGUGAAUCUAUCGAUUCGCACCCCGCAAGGCGCCCAAAACAACGAAUCGCCAAGCAAAGAGACCCCAACGCCUGCCACCACAUGCCAGGCAAAGAAACCGCGAAAACCGAACGUUUUCAUUGACGACGAGAAAUACGCGAUGGCUAAGACGCUAGUCGCACAGAAUGCAUCCACCAUGGAAAUAGCACGCGCAUUGAAUGUGUCACAAAUGACCGCUUGGAAGGUACGCGAUGCCAUUGUCAAAGGAUUGCCGUUGUCAUAUCGCAAUAAGAGAGACGGACGUAGCGCUUCAAAUGGGUCGAGUGUUUGCGGCGAUGCGGCUGGGGGUGCGGUUACGGAAAGUAUGGAGUCACAAAUGGCCCAUCAAUUGCUCUUGCAGCAGCAGCUGCAACAGGAGCAGUACCGACAAGAACAGUUGCAGAUACAACAACAACACCAGCAACAGCAGCAACAAAAACGUUUGCAGCAACAACAGCAAGAGCGCUUGCGUUUACUGCAACGUCAACAGCAACAACUAAAAGCACAACAACAUUUGCAAAAGCAACAACUGCAGCAGCAGCAACAACAGCUACAAGAACAACAACAGCUUGCGCAACACCAACAAUUAAUUGACGGACAGCAUUAUGCCACAUCACAACCAUCAGCAUCGCCCCCGCAAUACGAGCAACCGGCCACCAGCACAACCACCACAGCUCCCGGGCCGGUGAAAUUUGUGCAUCCGCGACGUCGUUUAAAGGCGGCCGAGCGCGAGCAACGCGACAAGGAGAUAACACGUGAGAUACUCGAACUCAUACGCGAAGACAGCAACAUACAGUAUUGGAAGGUGUCGGCACGCCUUGCCGAGAAAGGUUUCCCCAUUUCGCCAUCUUCGGUCUGUCAGAAGCUCAAAUCGAUGGGCAUACAUCGGCGCUGGAAGCCCGGCGAUAAGCCACCUAUGAUGGUUGACAUGGAUCAGUUGAAAGCGGCGAGUGCCAUAGCCGGUAGUUUAGUGCCGCCGCCAAAUGCGGCCGAUGAGGGUUACGAACAGCAGUUCGAUAUGGGUGGCGCACACUUUCUUAGUGCCUUUACGCGAUGAAACAGCAGUGGAGGGUGAACAAGUGGAGACUUACUGCGACUGGGGAAAGUCAGCUCGCAUAUUUAUUGAAACAAUAUUAAACCAAGAUCAAAGUUAAGAACAAGGAAUGCGUAUUACAUAAUAUUAUAUAUACUGUUGCACAUUUAUAUAUAUAUAUAUACAUAUAUAGGAGCAGUAUCUUUCGAGAUAAUCACAUUUAUUAAGACAGUAGGUAUAAUUUAGACAUAUAAAAACUACAAAAAGAAGUCGCUUGCAAGCAAAAAGUAUUCAAGUUCUAAUUAGUGUUAUGAAAAGUGGCACAUUAUAGCUAAUAACAAAAGUAUUUAAGCGUAAAGUUUUAAGUUGAAAAGUAUAAAAUGCAUAACAGUGUAUAUGCAGAGGUAAAGUUACAGUAUUUGCAGGGAAGUUAGUUAAAAUUUCGAACUAAAUAUUAUUAAGUAACCAUUGCCCUAAUAAUUUAUGAAAAAACUGCUAUUGGACGUAUCAUUCCAGUUUACCUUUUGCUUUAAAAUUUACUAUACAUACAUAUCCGCAUUUAAUUAAUUACUAAACAAGUAUUAAACUUGAAAAAAUUUUAAAAGUCAUUAAAUGGCGAAAAAAGGCAGCUUCCAUUUUUAUAUACAUAACACUUACAUAAAUACAUUUUAGUGCGCACAAAAUGAUUUUUUUCUCGCACAUAAGCAGCUACAUAUGUAUUUAUUUUAUGUUUAAAACAGAAUACUAAUUUGAAGUUGUAAGGAGGCAUAUGAAAGACUAGCUUGAACAAAAUAUUAAGACAUUUGAAGACUCUAGCACGUAAUAGCUAUUUAUAGACACACACAUACAUAUAUUUUGCUACUUGCAUAAGUUCAAAAAGCUAUGAUAACGAAGUCCAUUUAAUUUUAGUUUAACUUUAAUGCUUUUAUUUGCAGAAUUUCGAACUUCGCGGUCGAAAACUCGUUAAAAAAUUGUUUAGCCUUUUAAAAAGCAUAAAAUCAGAGCCAUCAGUUUGCUGAGAUACUAAAAUACAAUUAAUUUUACUAAAUUUUGCAGCAAUUACAACAAAUAAUUCACUUUUUGCAACGUCGAAACUUUUAGUUAGUUGAUUGCAUAUAAAAUUGUAUGAGACUGCAGUAACUGCAAUAACUGCAAUAUACGUUUAUAGUAUAAAAUAUACAUUAUUGCAAACAUAGAUGUUAAAUUUCAUUUUUUUUUCCUAUUAUCAUGCAUUUUCACAACUUGUCAAAUUCUCUUCUUACUUUUCUAGUAUGCACAGCAUAGUAUUCUGCUCUAAUUUUCAUCUUUCCAGUAUUUUUUAAACUAUCGCAUAUAUUUGUGGCGACGCACUGAAAUAUUCCAAAUGAGUUCCUUUGUAUUUUUAUUUACUUGCACUGUGCAUCGCAUAUGUGCAGACAUCCGUCCGAGUUUUUGUUUGACACUUGCGUGCUGCUGCGCAUGAGUAGCAUUCCGUUAGGCAACCAAAAAGACAAAAAAAUUAUUAUUAUAAAAAAAUUAAAUAUUUUGCGUAAAAAUUGUGUAUGUUCCAGAAAGAUUAAACAUAAAAUGUUAUUAGCUUCUCAUAGGGAAGAAAGAUAAAUGCGCUCCACAUACGAGGCUACCAUAAAAUAUCACUCAACGCAUUUGCUGCAAUGGUCAAAACAAAAUGCCUACGGUAUUACGUACAUACUUAUAUGUAUUAUAUUUUAAUGUUAUCAUUUAAUUGAACUCAUACUGGCUCAUUAAUGACAGUAAAUUGUUAACUUGAAUAAAAAUAAUAACAAAAUAGCUAAAACGUAUGUUACAAUAUACAUAUAUACAAUAUAUUCUUGUAGUAGUAACAAAUAGAAAUUGUAAUUAUGCAACGUUAAUCAGUGAGAAAUAAGCCUUAAAGUGCAAUUAAUGGAAAACACUUGAAAUCAUAUAUGUAUGUAUAUGUAAAUAAAUUACACAUACAUAGAUGCACAUGUCCAACUUGUUGAGUCAAACAAAUCGUUGCAAAAUAUCGUAAACAUGCAGCGCAGUUGUAACCAAGCUUAUAAGCACAUACAUACAUACAAACAUAUAAAACAAUAAAUAGUUGUGUUGAAAAACAAAAGAUUUAGCGAAAGUAUUAGUUAUAAACAUACACAAAAUAUGUAUUAAACAGAACAAGAGUAAUAAGGCUUAUAUGUAGUGUUAAGCAAUAAUUGUUAAAUAUACAUAUAUUGAAAUGCAUACACAUUAAUACUUACAUACAUACGUGCUGAGAAAUAUGAAACAUACAUAUGUACGUAAAGAAUUUGAGAUGAAAUUAUGCAAGAUGCUAACUUGUAUGAAAUUAUUUAUUAAUGUAAAGGAAAAUAACUAUAUAUAUUGUAUAUGUACAUACAUACAUGUCUGUAUGCAAAAGUAAGUAAACUUAUUAAUUGCAAAAACGGUAGCCAUUGACUAGAACCAACUCGUGUUUGCCACGACCAGCCUAAGCUUUAUUAUUUUUCUUUUUCAAUUAACUGUAUUUUAAUGUUUGCUUAUUUCAUUACUGUGUGUAAUGAUAAAAAUAAGUUUUUUUACAUUGACCGUGAUUCGGUUAUAUAAGGUUGUGUCGGUAACUCAAAAACAACAAUUCGUCAAGAGUCAGACGUUUUGUUUUGUUUUUAUGCUUCAAAAAUAAGUUUUUCAAAGAUUUCAACCAAUGAAAAUUAUUAUUUUUUUGAUGAUAACUGAAUACGAAUACACAAAAUCAGUUUAAUUUAAAAAAGAAAUUCAUGAGAAUAAUCAAACACCAGCUUUUUCGCCAUUAUGGAUUAAACAUUUUUUUCGUAAGCGGAAACACGCUCCGAAGUAACACAAACUGUAUAUAAUUGAAUCAAGGGUUUGACUUAUUUUUGGUGUAAAUGUGCAUGGAAAAUUAGUAGACUUCAAAAUAUGUUCAAAACGUUUUUCUCAAUUUUUCAAAAAAAAAAAAUUCUUAAAUUCUUUUUGUGUGUACUGUACAUUUUUUCGAAUUUCAAAUCAACUAAAAUAGUUUAAAAUAUUAAAAAAUUAAUUGCUGGACGCUCGCUAGGCAAAUGCAACAAUUGCCGUUUAAUUUUUAUUUAGUUGGUUAACGAACAUAAGCACUGAUAUUUAUUUUUUGCGAAUAGUGUAAUUGUAAUUUUUUUCUUAUACUUAAUUUUUAACAAACAACAAGUUUUAAACGUAUACAUACAUAUAUAUAUUGUCGCCCUACAUAUAUAAAUACAUGCAAGCAUAUACAUAGUUUUAUAAGCCAAGCUAAUGCAACAAAAUGCAAGUGUAUGUAUAAUUAAAUUAAAAAUGUAUUACAUAUAAAGAACAAUUACAUACAUAUAUACAUACCUACAUAUAUAAAUAUAUGAUUGUAAUAAUAAUGCACACAGUUAAGCAGUUGCACGAUUAUUUAUGUACAGCAGUAUGUACAAACCCGAGUAGAAUGAUCAGCAUGAUAUGUUAAAUACUAAGCACUUUCAUAUAUACAUACAUACAUAUGUACAUCCAUAGUGAACAAUAUACCUACAAACAUUUUUACCAUACAGUGUUGUGCCUGAAUGUACGAUUUUUAAACAGAAUGCACAUUUAAAUGUUGCAAUUGGUUAUAAAUUAGAUAUUUUUAAAGCCUAAUAAAGGGAUAGUUGAAUUAACGAGGCCACUACAACAAUUACACCAAUAACAAUAACAUAUACCGGAUUGUUUAAUGACCGAAUGAAUAUUUGUAUUUUGUUAAAAAGCAAAUUGAUACAUGCAUACAUACAUACGUCUAUUGUUAUAAACAUUCCAUACUUAUAAAAUAAAGAUAUAUGAAAAUAUUUCCUUGUA
Bactrocera oleae (olive fruit fly) is the source of this 8477-nucleotide messenger RNA. RefSeq lists its product as uncharacterized. The record is from RefSeq and is a predicted model, not a curated record. Gene Ontology annotation, biological process: regulation of DNA-templated transcription. Gene Ontology annotation, molecular function: transcription corepressor activity; zinc ion binding; transcription coactivator activity. Gene Ontology annotation, cellular component: nucleus; PML body. NCBI's taxonomy places the organism in Eukaryota, Metazoa, Arthropoda, Insecta, Diptera, Tephritidae.